CCUUCUGCCCCUUUCCGCGCCUGUAUAUAUUGCUCUGCUCUUUGUUGAGAUCCAAAGCCAUCCCCUUCUUCUUCUUCUUCUUCUUCUCCAGGAUAGACAAUGGUCAAUAGACAGUGGCGUCGCGGCCAGACCAUCGGCCGCGGCUCGACCGCUACCGUCUCCCUUGCCGCCGCCUCCCCCUCAGGCCACCUCUUCGCCGUGAAGUCGGCCGAGCUCUCUCUCUCCGCCCACCUGCAAAGAGAGCAAGCCAUCCUCUCCUCCCUCCACCACCCGAACAUCGUGUCCUGCCUCGGCUUCGACGUCGCUGCCGAAGCCCCCUGCGCGCCGCUUUCCUACAACCUCUUCUUGGAGUACGCCCCCCUUGGUUCGCUCUCCGAUUGCAUGAUGAAGCACGGCGGCCGCUUAGAAGAGGCUGCGAUCCGUUCCUAUACGGGCGGCAUGCUCCGCGGCCUCGCUUACCUCCACGCGAAGUCCUUCGCGCAUUGCGACGUCAAGAGCCAAAACGUCCUGAUAUGGCCGGACGGGCGCGCCAAGAUAGCGGAUCUCGGGUGCGCGCGCUCGAUUGCCGGGGACGGCGAUGCGGGGCGGCCGAUCGCGGGCACGCCGAUGUUCAUGGCGCCGGAGGUGGCGCGAGGAGAGGAGCAGGGCGCGCCGGCCGACGUGUGGGCGCUCGGGUGCACCGUCAUCGAAAUGGCCACGGGGAGACCGCCGUGGCCUGAUGUCGUCGAUCCGGUCGCCGCUCUGCACCGUAUCGGCUUCACAUGUGACGUCCCGAAGCGCCCCACCUGGUUGUCGGACGAGGCCAAGGACUUCUUGGACAAGUGUUUGAGGAGGGACGCGAGAGAGCGGUGGCCGGCGGAGCAGUUACUGGAGCACCCGUUCGUGGCGAAGCCGAGUACAACUAGCUGCUUAUCUGAGAGUGCUCUCGACCAGGAAUGGAUUUCCCCAAAGAGCACACUGGAGCAGGUCUUAUGGGACUCUGUGGCAGACGAAGAAGAAGAAGACGAAGAGAUGGAGGCGGAGGAGAGGAUUCAGCAACUGGCCACGUCCGGCUUUCCGACCGCCAACUGGGCACAGGAUGACGAUUGGAUCACAGUAAGGAUCAGCGAGGAGGAAUCUACUGCUGUUCCAGUAGAUGGUGAUGAAGACAACGUUGGAUUUGGUGUUAAUGCUCAUCACAGUAAUGCUGUAGCGACGGCAGAGGAGAGAGAAUUAUGUACACCUGUUAGAUAUGUUGAUAAUGAAAUGUGUUCUUUGAUUAUUUGAAGCGUUUUCUCUUUUAUAUACACAGCUUUAAUUUGGUUAUGUGCUCGUCACUUCCAAGAAGCCACGGGCUUUUUGGGGUCGGGGAACAGAGCUUAUGGCCAUUAAAGACGCAGCUCGCUAGGUUGCAGGUCGCAAGAAGAUGCCCAUUAGCAACAAUUACUACCUCAAUCUAUUAAUCUCUCUCCUACAUGCGGUGGAUGCAGCUGGAGACAACUUUUUGACGGCGCCGUUUAAAGAUCAUAUCAGAAUCCAGUUGUGUCUGCGCAUAAAUUCUGUUCUUUUUCGAGAAGGAAACAUGAGAAAGAUCACUAGAUCUGCAUUGGAAUCUAAGAGAUCCAAUUGCAAGUAAAAU
Messenger RNA from Musa acuminata AAA Group (dessert banana), 1618 nucleotides. RefSeq names its product mitogen-activated protein kinase kinase kinase 18-like. Gene Ontology annotation, biological process: signal transduction; protein phosphorylation. The record is from RefSeq and is a predicted model, not a curated record. Lineage: Eukaryota; Viridiplantae; Streptophyta; Magnoliopsida; Zingiberales; Musaceae. The transcript has a single exon. Bases 100 to 1266 code for a protein of 388 amino acids. Gene Ontology annotation, molecular function: protein kinase activity; ATP binding.